Musa acuminata subsp. malaccensis (wild Malaysian banana) is the source of this 687-nucleotide messenger RNA. RefSeq lists its product as uncharacterized. Lineage: Eukaryota; Viridiplantae; Streptophyta; Magnoliopsida; Zingiberales; Musaceae. The record is from RefSeq and is a predicted model, not a curated record.
AUUGUUCAAUUCUCUUACGUAGGGCUUGGGGAGCUUCAGAAUCCAGGACAGGCCUAAGUGUGGGCGAAGCUUGAUCUGCCGGAGGUAGAAGUGUUGGCAACCACGCUAGGUGCAACCCUAAGAAGCCAAGGCUUGUUAGAGGGAGGAAUUUCUGUGAGGAAAGAUGACGCAGAAGGGGAAUCUGUUUAAAGGACUGCAGAAGAAGAAAUCUAUCCCACCCAGUCGCCAUGGCAAAGCUCCUCACACUCGUAAAGGUAAGAGGGCAACGAAGCCUUCUAAGGUCACCAAGGAGAUGGAAGCUGAUCAAGAGUUGAGCAAGUUCAUAAACCACUGCAAUGAGAUCAAGGCUGCAUCUCUUGCUAGCAAGGAGGGUGGUCAACUUAGUAUCCUGAAGUCUGAAACUGAUCCCACAACUUCUUCCAAGACGAAGGACACACAAAAAAAUUCAGAUGCUUAGGGGAAUCGAGGCAUAUGGGCAUGAUAGUGAUCGUUGCUGCCUGAGUGUUACCUCAAAUUGCAUCUCAAGGAUUGCAGUUUUGUAGUUGAAGAUUAUUAUAAUGAUACAAGAACCAGUUUAUGUGAGAAACUUGUGAGAUAAUGUUGGUUUUUUAGCACAUCCAAUGGAACAGUGCAUUUAUUUGUUACAUAUUUUCCUUUUGCAUGGUUUCUGACAUUUUAUGAGACAAA